AUGCAACAACUCAAAGAUAUCGCUGAAGGAGGAGAGGAAAAAGCGAUCGAUAGAAUUAUUAAAAUUAUUGAUGAAACUCCGAGUUUGGGUCAUAUCAAUAAAACUCAACUUACAACCAUGCUCCAUUUUCUGGAAUCGGAAGCAGAGGUAAAAGACAAGGCACUGAAAAUUAAAGUUGAAGAAACAAAAGCAUGUAGAGAAAUUCUAUCCAAGCUGCAAUGCACGUUAAAACAAAGCGAAACCGAUAUUAAAUUACUCAAUAAUAAUAGAGAUCGAUUGAAAAUAGCCGUAGAAACUCUUAGGGCCCGAACAGAGGAGAUAAAAAGGGAAGAUGAUAUUUUGCUCGAGACAAUUUUGGAGCAAAGAAGGAGUAUUUUGGAUUUGGAAAAUUUUGCCAAGCAACAAGAGUCAAUGAUCAAAGAAACUAGAAAAGAAACCAAGGCAUACUUAGACACCAACGCCGAGCUGAACCAAAUUAAGGAGACGGCUUUGAAAGAACGGUUCUUGAAAAUUAAUCAAAAAGAGCGAGCAAUGGACAGGUUUAAGAGACAUGUCACCAUUGUAAGAAAAAACCUUAUUCAUGAUCCAUAUCAGUUUUUCGGCACAGGUGAUUCUGAAAAUGGAGCAGAUAUUGCGGAACGAAACGAAUUGGUAUAUGGAAAUAAUUUUGGAGCUAACGCUAAGGAAAGAUUCAAAAAGAGGAGGAACAGUACUGGUAAUAUCUUGAAGAAUUGA
Messenger RNA from Naegleria lovaniensis, 735 nucleotides. RefSeq lists its product as uncharacterized. The coding region runs from base 1 to 735 and encodes 244 amino acids. The record is from RefSeq and is a predicted model, not a curated record. NCBI's taxonomy places the organism in Eukaryota, Heterolobosea, Eutetramitea, Acrasida, Naegleriidae. The transcript is spliced from 3 exons.